Prunus armeniaca (apricot) is the source of this 156-nucleotide messenger RNA. Lineage: Eukaryota; Viridiplantae; Streptophyta; Magnoliopsida; Rosales; Rosaceae. The record is from the annotation of a GenBank genome assembly.
AUGAGAGGUGAGAGAGUAGAGGAUGAGGGUUGGGUUUCAGGUGGGUGUUGGGUGGGAAGGGGUGAACCAUGUGGGGCUGUGAUGGCUGGGAGGGGAAUAAGGAGGGCAUCAGGUCUAGAUCGAUGCCCUUUGUUUUCAUUUUACAUACUGGAAUGA